GAUACGCACCUCUGAUUCAUUACUUAGAAGAUAAGCUACGAUAAUUGUUUGAUGACUUUUAUCAAACGAAAAUAAAAAAUAUUCUGGCUUCUGCAUGGAAUUAAUUCAUUUGAAAUUCCAGUAGCUCAAAAUUUCAAUCAAUCCUGACGUUCGUGGAGUUCAAGUGUAAUUCGUAUUAAACAAUGGAAAACGGUGAUAAACGAGUGUUUCGAAUUGAAAAACGGGCUCCCGAAGGUGGAUACGGCAUAUUGAUUUCGAUUUCAAUGGCAUUGUCACUGGCUUGUGCUUGGGGGAGCUUAGGGUCGUUUGGAUUGAUUUUCAAUGACUUUAUAACGAGUUGUGGUGGCGAGUCUGGAGCUACGACAUUAGUCAUCGGCUUUUUUGCAAGCUCCCUCAGCUUCGCAGGCUUGUUCGCAAGUGUUUCGUUCAAGAAGUUUUCCGUGCGAUCGGUAGCAAUAUUCGGCAGCUUAAUUUAUUUUCUGGGCGGUUUCUUGACCAUUUUCGUCAAUUCAGUUGAACAACUGAUCGUUUCCUAUGGCAUUAUGCAAGGUAUGGGUAUUGGAAUCAUGCUUCCGGCAUCAUACGCCACAUUCAAUUCAUAUUUCAUUAGAAGACGAGUGUUGAUGAUGAGCUUCGCACAGACUUUGGUAGGUGUUGGAACAACGGUGUAUCCGCUUAUGGUUCAGUUCUUGAUGGAAAAAUACGGUUUUCGUGGCAUGAUAGCAGUGAUUGCGGCAAUAAACGCCCACGCGAUAUUUGGAAUGCUUUCUAUGCACCCUAUCGAAUGGCACUAUAAAGUCAUAAAAGUUCCUGUUGAUGAAGCUGAUCCUCUGCUAAAUUCAAAUGGAAUAGAAAAUGAGAUAAACGCAAACAAGAUACCAGAGAAUGAUCGCGAUCUUGCUAAGAUAGAUGAAAAAGAUGAAAACUGUUCACAAUCACUUCGGAAUGAUACGAAUUAUGACGUCGAACGAAAUCAAAAUGGUAAACAUAAGAAGUCCCGAGAUCAAAAUGAAAAUUGCGAUGAGUUCGAUCCAACUCAAAGACGAGUAUCAAGUAUCUCGAUUACAGGUAUUAGUGGUGUUAUCGCCUGUGACAUCCCACAACCGAUAAAGAAAGCUGACGGCACUUGGCAAAAGGUGGUCGAUUUCCUCGAUUUAUCACUACUAAAAGACCUAGUUUACUUGAACAUUGUGCUCGGAAUAUCAUUUGCAGUGUCUUCAGAUGGGGCUUUUUUCGCCCUGCAGCCGAUGUACAUGUUUCAACUUGGAUUGUCCAAAGCCGAAGCGGCCGUUGUUGUUGCAAGUGGAGCCGCUGCUGAUUUAGUGAGCCGCCUCGUCUUGACUGCCCUGAGUUUAUUUAUUCUGGUCAAUGCGCGUUAUGUUUUUUUGAGCGGUGCAAUCUCGACGAUAUUAUUACGAUUUGCGUUUCUAGAGAUAACGGACUAUUUCGGAAUGUUAGUUAUCACAGCGAUAAUGAGCUUCGUGCGAACUUGGUUCCAUAUGAUACAACCUCUGGUUUUUGCGGAUUAUUUGCCACCUGAACGAUUUUCAUCUGGAUUCGGGCAAUUUAUGUUUCUUCAAGGUAACUUUUAUUUUGCGUUCGUCCCGUUCGCCGGUUGGAUUCGAGAUGUGACACAAAGCUAUGUCAUUUGUUUUCAUACACUCACUUUCGUAAUGGCGAUGUGUGCCGUUCCGUGGUUAAUUGAAAUCGUGUGGCUACGGAUGUAUCCAAGGAACAAAAGUAAUGAAAAGAAGAAUUCAGACAUCGCUUCAUGUUGAUUUUUGAUACGAAACACGAAAAUAUGAAUAAUAUUAAUAUUAUGAGGAGCGUUUUUCAAUAAAACAAUAGUUUCUUUACUAACAUUGUGAUGAUUAUUGCAACUGGCUAAACGUCCAACGGUUGCGAUGACUAUAAAUGUUUAAUACAAUAAGAUUUUUUGUGUAUAGCCCAAAAGCAAAACUAAAAAUACACACGUUUGCAUUUUUUCUUUGUUCAAGGUACGGUAAAAAUGUAUACAUGAUUGAAUUGUCGUUUUUAUGGGAGACAUUUUUAACUUAUUUGUUCUUUUUUUUCCUCCACAACGAAAGUUUCACUCCUCGAACGAUAACAAGGCUUUUCCGAAUACAAAUGACACAACAAGCUCAAUACAAUAAAUAUCAACUGCAAAUGUGUUAAUACAUGAAGUGAUUAGAUAAAUUAUUAUUGUAUUCCUUUAUAAAUUGAAUAAAAAUGAAUAAUGAUGAGGAAGUUAAAUCAAAUCCAAUCUGGGUUUGUUCAAGUUUGUAUUUUGUUCCAUGAGAAGCAACAAUUUGGCAACUGCCAGCAGACAUCGAUGGUUUUGA
Molecule: messenger RNA, 2342 nt
Organism: Sitodiplosis mosellana (orange wheat blossom midge)
Lineage: Eukaryota; Metazoa; Arthropoda; Insecta; Diptera; Cecidomyiidae
Product: monocarboxylate transporter 7-like
Exons: 9
Coding region: 183-1778 (531 amino acids)
Biological process (GO): monocarboxylic acid transport; transmembrane transport
Molecular function (GO): monocarboxylic acid transmembrane transporter activity
Source: RefSeq, a predicted model, not a curated record